AUGAAAAAGAAGUUGUCUUUGUAAUUUGCAUUACCUGGAAUUGAAAAAGCUUAUUAAUUAGAUCGAUUGAUAAAAAAUGGUUGGAUGAGAAAGAUUCUAUCGAUAUUACUAUUAUUGUUUGCAUUAGCCAGAUUGAUAACUUCAAUUGUUUAAGGAAAUAAUGAAGUUAUGUAUUGGGAAAUCUGUUUUGCUUGUUAUAGUAUAUUUCUUGUAGGUGUUUCUUUUAAAGGAACUCCAGAAAAGGUAAAGAGCAUCUUCUCAUUUACAAACAAUUUGCUAUGUGUAUUGCAAGUUUGUGCUAAUUAUUAUAAAUACCCUUAAUGCAUUUACAUUAAUGGAUAAAAUGUAAUGAUAUUCAACAUGACUAUGUUCUACUUUUCUAGUAUAUAAGAAGCUCCAAUUUAAUUAAUAGUAUUUCUUGGAUCUCGAUUAUUAAUUUCUGGAUUGGUUAAUGAUUUUUUCAUAGUUUAAGAUUUCAUAUAAAUAAUAAUAACUACUCUUUGUAUAUUGUUAUUUAUCUAUUAAAAUGAUUAAAAUUAGAGAGCUCAUUUUUAACUAUAGUUUUCUGAUAAAUAAUGGGGUAAAGUCAAUAAAUUAAAUUAGAAUAAACCUUGCCAGUAAUAAUAUAGAAUCCAUUUUUAAUGUUUACAUUUGAUGAUGAGAGAAUAAAUUUUAAUCUUAAAUUGUAGAAUGAUAUGUAAAAGAUUUUUUGGGAUAAUGAAAAGGCACCAUCAGAAAAUCUAAGAUCAUUUUUGAGAUCUUACAAAAUGGGAAAUGAUAAUCUUGAAUAAUAUAUAUUGAAUAGAACAAGAAGUUGUAGUGAUUAUAAAAAGAUAUUCUUACAUAGUUUAAGAAUUUAAAGAUUUGAUUAGGAAUCUGAAUCAAAAAAGACAGUGAUUAGAUUAUCUGACUUUUAUUUAGGUUAAUAAGUAUUUUUAAUAGAAUUUGAUUAACAUGAAUAAAAGAUUCGUUAACUUUCAAAAUUGAAGGAUGCUCUUAUCUAAGGAAUAAAUUAACAUUAAAAUUUAACUAUUAAUUUCCUCAAGAAAUAAUUGAAUUUGAUGUAAAAUGCUAUAAACUCAAAAAAUACAAUUGAACAUAUUUAUAAAUUAAAAAUUCAUUGCAUGUAUUUUAUUGGCAAAUAUACUUAAUGCAACAGUUUUUAAGAUAUAGAAGAAAAAAUUUAAUAAAUCAAUAUUACAGAAAUGGUUAAAGAUUUGAUACAUACAUAUAGUAUGGCUUAUAAACAUAUAUAAAUUGAAUUUUCAAGUAAUAGUUUUGAGGACAUAUAUGGAUUAACAAAUUAAUAAUUACUGAACAUUUUCUUAGUCAUUCUUUUCUAAACAUUUGUUAGACUUAAUUCAAAUGGAAAAACUAUAUUUGUUCAUUUAGCUGAUACAAAAAGUAAUUCUGAAUUCUAAUUAAUAAAAAUCAGCAUUUUAUUUGAUAAAACAGAAGAAUUUAAAUAAAAAUUGAUUAAUAAUCAAUUAUUCUAUAAAAUAUAAGUGAGAUUAAGUCCAAAGGUUGAUAUCAUAAAUUUAGAAAAUUGUAAAUAUUAAUUAUAUUUUAAAAAGCUUCUCAAUUCUUAAUUUACAAAAAUCUCUAAUAAUUAAAUGAUAUAAGAAUGUUAGAAGAAGAAAUAGAAUGA
This is a messenger RNA of Paramecium pentaurelia, 1648 nucleotides long. Lineage: Eukaryota; Ciliophora; Oligohymenophorea; Peniculida; Parameciidae. The record is from the annotation of a GenBank genome assembly.